Molecule: messenger RNA, 807 nt
Organism: Ophidiomyces ophidiicola
Lineage: Eukaryota; Fungi; Ascomycota; Eurotiomycetes; Onygenales; Onygenaceae
Gene: EFM7
Product: Protein N-terminal and lysine N-methyltransferase efm7
Exons: 3
Coding region: 1-807 (268 amino acids)
Biological process (GO): peptidyl-lysine dimethylation
Molecular function (GO): protein-lysine N-methyltransferase activity
Source: RefSeq, a predicted model, not a curated record
AUGGCCGAAGACGUUGAGGAUCUCGGUCUCGAUGCCGUAUUCAAGGAGCCCGAGGGGUUCCUCCCACCCCCCAAACCGCCCACCUUCGCCGAGCACCGCAUGUUGUCUGGCCAAACAUUGAGGUUGAGACUUGUGGGCGACCAUCCACUUUAUGGCUACUUGCUUUGGAAUGCUGGCAGGAUCGUUUCUGACUACCUUGAAGCCCGCGCAGAUUCUUGGGUUAGAGGAAAAUCCAUUCUUGAACUUGGUGCCGGUGCAGGCUUACCAAGCUUAGUUUGUGCAAUUGAGGGUGCGAAGACUGUGGUGGUUACGGACUAUCCGGAUGAAGUGUUGAUAGAUAAUCUGCGGAUCAAUGCUGCUCGGUGCCAGGAAUUAAUCCAGUCAAACUCGCCGUUUCCGUUGUCACUCCAUGCACAGGGAUAUCUGUGGGGUGCAGACCCCAGUGCGCUGCUCAGCUACCUGGAAGCCCCAAAGGAGGGCUUCGAUGUGCUCAUACUCGCGGAUGUAAUCUACAAUCAUCCUCAACACCAUAACCUGAUCACAAGCCUACAUAUGACGCUUAAGAGAACCACGGAUGCGGUUGCUUUUGUUGUGUUUACGCCCUAUCAACCCUGGCUCCUGCAUAAGAUUGUUGCUUUCUUUCCCAAGGCCGAAGAGAACGGGUUUCAAGUGACAAAGCUGUUUGAGAAGGUCUUAGACAGUCCUUUGUUCCAAAAUGACCCUGGAGACGAAAGACUCCGGAGAACUGUAUUUGGCUACGAGCUGAGGUGGAAGCCAGAAGAAUUAGACAAUCCUAGAUCUUUAUAA